CGAGCUUCCAAAGCUCCCGGAGCAAUAAUCCUCGCACGAAGCCCUCGCUCAGCACCUUUUCCACCAUCCCUAAUUCCUAGCCAUUCCCCCAACAACGGUGGCUACACCAGUCCCCCGUAAGCUAUGCCACGCCGGCAAUAAGCAUGCGACUCGGCCGCUAGGAUGCCGCCGCAGCAAGACAGCGCGCGGAUCGUCUUUCUAAUCGUCCUGACGUUCUGGAUCUUCUCGAGUCCCGACAAUGGGCCGCUGAUAGCUGGCCCAAACCUGAUCAAGGACCGCUUGGCCCGCCAGCGAGCCGCGCACGGCGUCCUCAACAGCACGAGAUGGGGCGACUUUGAUCCGACACCGACGACUAGCGACGCUCAAGCCACGGAACCCAAGUUCCUGAACCUCACCGGAUUUCGCGAGCGGGACAACCUGGCCUGGGACGACCUCGGACGGUUCAGGCAGAAGUGCGAUGAAUGGAGCCUCAACGCGGUCGGAAUGCCGGAGGCGGCACAGCCUGUGUGGCAGAAUGCGACGGGUGUUGUCCACGGUCUUUGGCAUCGAGAGAAUGGCUCAGUACCACGAUUUCACUCCGAUUACAACCUGACAGAGAUCUCCCCGAAUAUCACCUGGGCAUCCGGCGCCUUCGAAUGGAGCCGAAACAUCACUGGUCCGGCUGGGAAGAUGCUCGUGCGGCUCGAGGACGAUGAGGCGGCGGGAACAGAACCGGAGGUUGUUGAUCCGCUAGUCCUGCACGAAACAGAAGUUCGAGCGCGAGAAGUCACUGCGACGAUAACCCUGGAAGAUGUAGAAGGCUCAGGCAGUCAGUGGGACAUGAGGAUGCACGGCGUACAUUGGCCUCGACAAGGUGCGAUGCUUUUCACGACUACGAGCGAAAAGUUUGCCGGCAUCUUUGGUCUACCACAUCUGACCAGCCGGCCCGACUUUUUUGAAACAAGCCAAGCACUUCUUAACCGAACGCUGGACAAAGUCCUGUCGAAGAAAGAGCAGCUCUUCUUCCUCGACCAGACCGAUCCGUGGGCAUCCUCGUCCGACUCACCGAGUGACGUCUUUAACCCAACAGCACACUGCGAGUAUUUGGCAUAUCUCCAAAUCCAUCCACCAGACAAGGACUAUCUCCACGUGCAGCCAUCUCUGACUGGACCCGAGAACAUCGUCAAAGCAAUCCAUGAGAUUGAGGAGGAAUUGCGGUUCCCUCAGGGCAUUUCUCACUUGGGCCGUCCCAGGUUGCAGAUGUCUGCCGUGUUGUACUCUCCGGAUUGCGCGUUCUUUCUGGAGUCGAAGGGGCCCCCUGCUUAUGCGCCGGCAGAUGGCAUGCACUUGCAGGGCAUGAAGCAGGAGACCUUUUUGUACAGCAUCACUGUGUGGCUGAUUGGCCUGGGCCUGGUGGUCUUUGGCCAGGUGCAGCUUCUCAAGUUGCAGAUGCGGGAGACCUCGACGCCUUCAACUUUGGGACGUAUCAGCUUCUACACAGCCAGUAUCAUGUUACUUGCAGACGGAACCGUCUUCAUUGGCUCUAUAGCGUGGUCUUUGUCAGCUUCGACGACGUUACUGCCGUCACUUCUCGUGACCGGCGCAUCUUUCCUGGCAAUGAUGACUGGGAACAUAUUUCUAUCGGAAAUCUACAAAGUACAGGAACCAGAAUGGCGGAGGGAGGAGAGAGACCGGGAGCGUCAGAGGCAACAGACCCAAGCUGCCAAUGCGGCUCGAUACGCUGCAGAGCACCCGCCGAGCAGCACCACCACCACAACAACAACUACUACUACCACAACGCCCCAGCCUGCUUUGCCAACCGCCAAUAUCCCAGUCAUCGUCCCGUCUGAUCAGGACGUCGACGCCGAGAUCGCCGAAGUCAACGAUGCCAACACCAACAAUAAUGCCACGCUCCCAGCGCCAGCCACUGCACCCAACACGAACGCAACUGCCACUACCGCAAGCACGUCUACGCCACUGAGCAACAUCUUUGGCCGCCUCAUCAUGUGCAGCACUCUGAUAUUGUUCCUCACUCUCGCCACCACAGGCUGGCGGCCGGGCAUCCGCGCCGCAUACUUCAAUUUGCUGGCCUUUGGCUACCUGUCUCUGUGGUGGCCACAGAUCCAUCGGAAUGCAUACAGGAACUGCCGCCGGGCAUUGGCGUGGCCUUUUGUGGUUGGCCAGUCGAUCUUGAGAAUGCUGCCGAUUGCAUACUUCUACCUGAUCAAUGACAACUUUGCGUUUGCCGAGCCAGACUGGACCUCCUUUGCCGUGCUGGCCGGAUGGGUUUGGAUUCAGAUUGUCGUCCUUGUGGCGCAAUCCAUCCUGGGCCCACGCUUUGGCGUGCCGAAAGGAUGGAUGCCCGAAGCGUGGGAAUACCACCCGAUACUGCGAGAGGAUAGCAUCGAGGCGGCGGGACUGCCCAUUGGCCUGGUGGCCGUGCCAAGCAGUCCCGCCACCAUGGAGCGGGUCAAGACUGGGGACGAAGGGGUGAGCAGCAAGCGCAGCAACGUCUACAGCACGCAGUGCGUGGUGUGCAGGGAAAACCUCGAGGUGCCAGUCAUCAAGGCUGGAGAUGAGGACCCAACUGCUGGUGGCGUGGCGGGCGUGCUGGCGCGGAGGGUGUACAUGGUGACGCCAUGCCGGCACAUAUUUCACAGCGACUGCCUCGAGGCGUGGAUGCGGUUCCGCCUGCAGUGCCCGAUAUGCAGAGAGGAGCUGCCGCCGUUGUAGCUAUGAGGUAGCUAGCCGUGUGUGGUGUAGACCUGAAAUCGAAGUAUAGUCAAAAUCCCAGGCUCUGAUCAGUGAGGCCCGUCUAAGCGCACGAGCUGUCCGUCCUCAAGAAGAGUAGGCAGGAGGUGUUCUGAGUCAGGUCUUCAGCUGUCAAGCCCGGUCGUCAGUAGCCAUUCCCAUUGGAUCGACAUCGCGUUGUCGCUUGAGAUGUGAGCGUUCCUGAAGUGCGACUAGCGUAGCCCCGUUUGGUGCUAGUGGCCCCAACCUAUGGUGAAGUGCCGGGGGAAGGG
Microdochium trichocladiopsis is the source of this 3002-nucleotide messenger RNA. RefSeq lists its product as uncharacterized. Gene Ontology annotation, molecular function: zinc ion binding. Lineage: Eukaryota; Fungi; Ascomycota; Sordariomycetes; Xylariales; Microdochiaceae. The transcript has a single exon. The record is from RefSeq and is a predicted model, not a curated record. Bases 163 to 2712 code for a protein of 849 amino acids.